AUGUGGGUCGUGAAUUCGGGUAUUGUGUUUGACUUUAUUCUUAUCCUCUGCUUGCAGGCGUACAUACCCGAGCUGUCGGGCAUUGGACUGUGCGUGGUCAACUUGAUGGAUGACAUGCAGGAAUAUACGCGGGGAUUGUUUCUAAUUAUGUACUGUGGGCCGGCCGUCCUCUUGUCCUAUCUCUAUAUACGCACCUCCCAGGAGCUGCGUCCGCCGGAUGGGCCCUUCGCUGUCAUGAUGUACGAGCAUCGUGUCGAUCUACGCAUGCGACAGAGGAACUCGUCCGCUUCGUCGGAGCCACGUGCGCACAGCGGCGGAGGCGUGGCCGGUCUGAGCAAUGGCCACGGCAGCAGCAGCCGCUCCUACGAUCUCUACAGCGCCGAAAUGGACGUCUGCCGGGAGAAGCGCAAGCAGCGCAACUUUGGCAGCAUGGCCGCCACCCAGGUGGUCUGCCUGUGCCCCCUGAUGAUACUGCGCUUCGCGCGGCUCUCGCUCGAGGAGACCUACGAGAAUCAGAAGCACUUCGACUUCACCUACCUGAUGUUUGUCUGGGUCGCCUUCUUGCCCACGGUCAUAUUCCCCUGCAUCUACGCCUCGCAGAUAUUGCCCAGAGAUGAACAGGAGCGCCUCCGCGGCUAUUUUCGUCUGUCGGCCAAGCGGGCGUCCAAGUCGCAGCGCCGCAGCAAUGCGGGCUCCCAGGAGGACUCGAUUGAGAAGGACGAGCACAGCAACACGACGAGCAUUGUGGCCAAGGGCCAGAGCCAGGCGGCGACAGAUGCGCAGAAGCAUCCGAGCAAGGGGCACGCCGUGUCUGGGCGCCACGAGCGCAGCCAGGGGCAUGGCGUGGGCGCGACGGAUCGGUACAGCGGUGCACCCUACAGACAGGGUCAGUCUGGCAUCAAGGAGCGGGACCGGGAGCGCGACAAGGAGCGUGAACGGGAGCGGGACAAGGACCGGGAUAGGGAUCGGGAUCGGGACAGAGAUCGCGAACGGGAGCGGGAUCGACAGCGCGGCGUAUUGGGUGGUCGCGGCGCUGGAGACGCGGGCAUGGUGAACAAUCUUAGCAAGAACAUGCGCGGCAAGAAGCACGACGUCAAGAUCAACAUCAUCUCCGACGGGCAUGCGUCCACGGGAUCGGCGCGCAAGCAGCCGGCGAGCACCAGCAGCAACAACAGCAGCCGCACAUUGAAGGCCGCCUCCUCCGCCAGCGGCGCGGCGCGGCAGAAGCUGGGCGUGGAGUACAUGUCGGUGUCGAACAACUCAGUGUCCAAUCUGACCGCCUCCACGUACUGCAACGGCAACAACAGCGCUCUGAUGGACGACAGCAGCACGAGCAACUACGGCGACGGCGAGGAGAGCUCCGUGGUGAGCAGCAUGAUGCAUCCGCCGCAGCGCUGGCCGAACGUCGGCGGCGGGCUGCGGAACAAGGAUGUGUCGUUCAGCGAGUGCAGCAGCACCUUCUCGUCGAGCACGCUGGAGCGCGACCUGGAGAUCAUCGAUCUGCUGGAGCGGGAGCGCAGCAUGGACAUACAGGAAAUGAUGCAGCGCGAGCAGCAGGACGACAAGAUCCGUCUGUCCGGCGGCGGCGUCGGCCGCCAGCUGCCGGACAUUGAGAAGCUGUACGCGCAGCGCUCGCCGAAGCCCAAGCGAGACUCCAGCUAUGGCUACGACAAGACCGGGCUGGCUCUGGUGAUGCCCGGCAGUGAUCCGCUCAGCAUGUCAAUCUCGAGCAGCAGCCAGCCCACGGAGUACAGCCUGUGCUCCAAUCUGCCGGAGCAGCAGCAGCAUCUCCAUCAGGCGCAGCAGCGCCUGGGCCACCUACAGCAGCAGCAGCAGCAGCCGCCGCCGGCGCCGCCACCGCCGCCGCUGGAUGAGGAGGAGGUGCCGCAGGACUUUUACGACAGCUACACACCCGGUGGCAACAACAAUUUGCCGCGCUCAGCCAUUGUGCAAGGCCCGCAGCCCGCUCCGCCCCCGCCCGCCUAUCAGUAUCAAUAUACGCGCCGACUGAGCCGCAAAAGCUUGGGCGCCGGCUCCCAUCAUGGACCCGGCGGCGGCACCUCGCGCAGCUCCAAGCGCGACAGCUUCAAUUCGCUGAACGGCACGGAUCUGAUUGCGGGCGCCUUCUGCGAGCUGGACCCCACCCAGCCGCUGAACAAGAUGGCCGGCCUGGAGGGACGCAUGCGGCGGAGCAGCCCGAGGAACACCAGCUUCAGUUCCAGCUCCGCGCGCAGCUCAAUGAAGUCGCGCGACUACGGGCACGGUUCGACGCACUCAGCCCACCCGGAACUCGACUUCAGGGAGAACAUAUUCGCCGAACUGUAAGCUGGGGCCAGGCUGAGCCCCUCCAGGCGGGAGAUAUCUUUUUUUUAAAUAUAUAUGUAUGUACAUAUAUACAGACAUAUGUAUGUAUAUAAGACGUAAGUAUUCGCAUCUUAGCGAACUAGCAGAACUUUUCGACCCAGGCCAUUUUUUUCUACUUGUUAGCUUAGGGGUAAAAGGGGAGCGCGAGGCUUAGCUAAGGAAUCAGAGGCCAGCGCUCUGACACAGGAGACGACUCUCCGCGUCGAGGGCGGCUGCAGGUACUGUGGGAGCGUUUUUUAAGCAGUUUUAGGACAAAUUUUUAGCACGAUGGGGAAAUAAAAAAAUUUUAUUCGUCAAAAUGGCAAAUAUUUGCGUAUUCUCAAUGUACAAUAAAAACAAGUAAACAAAAUGAAUAAGAACGAACGAAAUGCUUAUAUACACGUAAUGCUAAUCAAAAAAUAUUAUUAAUUUUUAAAGCACAAAGCAGAAAUGCGAUGCGAUGAGAUGAGAUGAGAAAAAAACGAGAGUGGAAAUGAUAAUGAAAAAAUCAUGUAUUUUUUAACGAUCCAUGAAAAGUUUGCUCAGCAAAGUUGUUAAACCGAGAGGAAAUUGCGAUUGACAUAUUUUUAAAGAACUUAUUCCAAUACGAAUAUAUCAGAAAAAAAAAA
Messenger RNA from Drosophila navojoa, 2972 nucleotides. RefSeq lists its product as uncharacterized. The record is from RefSeq and is a predicted model, not a curated record. Gene Ontology annotation, biological process: neuropeptide signaling pathway. Gene Ontology annotation, molecular function: neuropeptide receptor activity. NCBI's taxonomy places the organism in Eukaryota, Metazoa, Arthropoda, Insecta, Diptera, Drosophilidae. Gene Ontology annotation, cellular component: plasma membrane.